AUGGAUUUUUUGGAAAAUCUUCCAUUUUCGUCAAUAAUUGGUGCACUUGAAUAUCAAUCUCAAGUAAAACCAACAAAUCAAGCAAUUCUUUAUCCUGAUUCAACUAAAAAUUCAACUGAAUAUGCUUCAUUAACAUAUAAACAAUUUAACAAUUUAACAAAUCAUUUAGCUGAAAAGAUUUCUGAAUAUUUACCAAAAACUUCUUUAAAUGAGUCGAUCACUUGUGCUUUGUUAUCAAUUGGUGGAUUAGAAUAUUUAUUAAGUCAAUAUGCAUUAUUAAAACUUCCUCAUGUAAUUAUGUUUCCUUUAUCUUCAAGAAAUUCAUCAGCAGCGAUUGAAUAUUUAUUGAAAGAAACAAAAACAUAUCUUUUGUUAACAACUACACUUUAUUUACCAAUGAUAAAAAUAAUUCAAGAAAAUAAUCAACAACUUCAAUCAAUGAAAAUCAUUCUUUUAGAUCAAAAUGAAUUUCUUGUGGAAAAUUUACUGAAAAAUAAAGAUAUUCAAUCAUCAUUUUCAUCAAAGAUCGUUAAAAGUAAUGAAGAAUUAAGUAGAAUCGUUGUUAUUCUUCAUAGUUCUGGAAGUACAUCUCAUCCGAGACCAAUUUAUCUAUCAAAUCGAUAUUUUCUAGUCUCCUAUUCAUCUUAUCAAUCACUUAACAAAGAUUUUUGGAAAGAAGAUGAUGUUGCUUUAACUUGGGGUGCUUUAUUUCAUUUAUUGGCAUUUAAUGGAACUAUUCGUGCAAUUCUAGCCGGUUGUACUUAUGCAUUACCAUUAUGUGCAACAUUUCCUCUAAAACCCGAUGAAUUAGUAAAUAAUAUUCAAUCUCAAAAUGGUAUAACGGUACUUGUCACUGUACCAAGUUUACUUGAACAAUUAAUUCGUGAAUUACUCUCGGAAAAGAAUCAACAUAUCGGAUUGAAACCUUUACAAAAACUCAAAUUUGUUAUGUAUGGUGGAGCUGGUUGUCCCGAUCAUUUAUGUAAAACGUUAGUCGAGAAUAAUGUUGUUCUAUUAAGUGUUUAUGGUUCAACAGAAACUGGUCUUGUUCUUGUGAAUAAUUUUCAUCCGUAUGAUAAACGAUGGAAAUUUAUGCAAUUACCAUUGAGUCGAAAACCUUAUGUUCGUAUUGAAACACCUGCUGGUUCACAGGAUCCCAAUGAAAAAAUCAUUAUUCAUCUUCCAACAGAUCCUUUCUUAGCUCAAAAUAUUUCAAAUCAACCCGAUGGUUCAUAUAUUGUUGGUGAUAUUCUUUUAGAAGAUCCACCAAAUUCUGGUUUUUAUCGAAUAUUAGGACGACAAGAUGAUACGUUAGUUCAUAUCACCGGUGAAAAAACAAAUCCAAUUCCAAUUGAACAUUCAAUUCAAAGUUGUCCUCUUGUUAAACAAGUUGUUCUUGUUGGUCAUAAUCAAUUCUGCACAGCAGCUUUGAUCGAAUUAGAUAAAGAUAAAACAAAAGAUUUGAAUGAAAAGAAAAUUCUGGAUGAAAUUUGGAAAUAUGUUGAACAAGCAAAUAAAGAUGCUCCAUCACAUUCACGUCUUAUCAAACAACUUAUUCAUAUUCUUUCGAAUGAUCAAAGUUUACCUGUAACUCAUAAAGGNUAUUUAUCUCAUUUCAACAAAGAAAAUUGGAUUUAUCCCUUUUAA
Messenger RNA from Adineta ricciae, 1647 nucleotides. The record is from the annotation of a GenBank genome assembly. Lineage: Eukaryota; Metazoa; Rotifera; Eurotatoria; Adinetida; Adinetidae.